UUUCGAUUACUUACGAAAAGUGUACAUUGUACAACUAAUUUUGAAUCACUUUAUCAAAAAAAAUUCGAUUAAAUUUUUCUACAGAAAAUAAUGCAAUUGCACAAUCAGUUCAUGAUUAUAAAUUAAAUGGAAACGGAAUCAAAAUAAUGACUCUUCGUUGUUAUGCAAUCUUUAAAUUUAUAUUAAAAUUAUAAAUAUCACGAAUGAUGUGAAAAAUAAAUAGUUUUUAUUUCAGCAAUCAUCAGUUAAACACCUGGAAAAAAAAUGCUACGACUUUUGAUUCUACUAUUUGGAUGUAUAUUUGCAUUGUCACAAAAUUGCACAGACAAUGGUUUUCAAGAAUAUAAUGGGCAAAGAGAAAAAACUGAUAAAUACUACAGAGAUGAUGGUACUAUGCCAAUGGUUAAUGGAUUUUAUUUCAAUAAAUAUGACAAUUACAACUGGCACGAAGCAGCGGAAUUCUGCAUGUACCAUGGAAUGCAGCUGGUCACAUUUAAUACAAGAUACGAAGAAUGCUUAUUCGAGAAGGCGAUUGCAAAAUUAGGAUGGACUGGAAGGGAUAUAAACUUUUGGAUAGGUGGUACAAAUUCGGGGAAUUUUGACAAUAAAAAUUACAUGUGGAUGUCCAAUGGUGAGCCAUUCAAGUAUACACAUUGGGGACAAAAUCAACCAGAUAACAAUGGUGGCAACGAACACUGCGUGGAAUGGGUGAAUUAUAAUAAAAACUGGAAUGAUCGCGAUUGCAAUAAGCAUAUAUGGUCUGUUUGCGAAAAGCGUUGCAUGCCAGGUGGACAACCGGACAAGGAAUGUUUGGGUCCGGGGUACCAAACAUGACAAAAGCAGAACUAAACACAACAGCUUCCAAAAUCCCAUUCAAAGAGUACUUUUUUUUCAAUUUUAUUCAAAUUUAACAUGCAUUUCAAUGCAAAUCGGUGUGAUGAAAUUGUUUUCAUUGCUCAAAUAAACGAUUAUUGGUGAAGAAUUGCAAUUGGAAAUGAU
Sitodiplosis mosellana (orange wheat blossom midge) is the source of this 999-nucleotide messenger RNA. Its product is annotated as lectin subunit alpha-like. Gene Ontology annotation, biological process: biological process involved in interspecies interaction between organisms. NCBI's taxonomy places the organism in Eukaryota, Metazoa, Arthropoda, Insecta, Diptera, Cecidomyiidae. The transcript is spliced from 7 exons. The record is from RefSeq and is a predicted model, not a curated record. Gene Ontology annotation, molecular function: carbohydrate binding. The coding region runs from base 265 to 834 and encodes 189 amino acids. Gene Ontology annotation, cellular component: external side of plasma membrane.